UUUCGGAUCUAUUGGCCUUCAGUGUAAUACCAAACAGUGUUUGUAUACAACACAUUAGUGCAUAGUAGGACAGUGAUAUAAUAGAGGACAGUUAAUUGAGUGCCAAAGACUAGAGAAUAAACGCCGCGAAUUUAAGGAUAUUGUUUAGUGCUUUAAAAAAAUUGGACUGCGGAAGACAAUUGUGGCUAAGUGCAUAGUGAAAUUCUGUUGUUUUAUGGGCAACAUGGAAGAAAAUCGUGUUUGUUUCAUAGACAUUCCCGAUCCAAAAUCACGUAGUAUUUCACCCUUAACACCUUCCCCUCGAAUGGAACGCAAUAUUGGAUUCUUCCAUGCAUUAAGUCGACGAUUCGGAAGACAAUCUCAUGAUGAGCUAAACUACAACGGCGAAGAGGACUCCCGAAGCUCAUCAACGGAUUCCUGUUCAUCAACGGCCGGAGGACAUAUACAGUCCAAUCGUAAGGAUGUGCAUAAUUCUAACCUGGAGCUAUCCUGUAGUUCCAGCGAUACAAGCAGUAAUGCCGGAGAUGUGGAAAAGACCAGUGUUUCUACCAGCAGGUUGCAUCGACGUUCUACGUCAUCGAUUCGGAGAGCACUUCAGAACUUUUCAAUCUCCACAAGGUCUCUAUCCUGCAGUAGUACACCAUUGAAGGAAUCCAGCCAAAAAUCCUUGAAGAAGCAACCACAAAAAAUUCUGCGACAGCCAGUAUCAUAUACAUAUCUUAAAGGCAUGUCAGGACUCCCGACACAACGAGUACCACGAACUUCUGUAUGCUGCCAGUAUUCCCGUCGAUAGAGGAACUACUUAAUCUAUUAGGAGUAUUUGUUACAAAUAAUAAUAUACGAUUAGGACAUUUUUUAUUAAUACGAAGUAAUUUAAUACAACUUGAAGCAAUUUUACAGAAGUAAAACCGCACCUAUCUAGCAAAGAUACAUUGAACAGAUAUACUUUCAUCCAACACAUUGAUAGAAAAUGGAAAAUUAAUAAUAAACCUUAAUCUAAAAUUUUUUCACACUUUUUCAAAGCAGAAAUUCGAAUUAUCAACACAGCACCAAUCUCACCUAAUUUACCAAAUUUAAAAUUACAUAGAAAAACUGACAAAAGCAUUAUAAACAUAUUCGCUUGGUAAUUAUAGGUAUUGGAUAGCAAUGGACGGUUUUCAAAAUUAAGUAGACAUUUCUCGAAAAUUGGAAGUAUCACUUCUAGCGAAUUAGGCAAAACGCGUUAUCCUUUCUAAAUCGAAAAUACAAUUUUAUGAACCAAAGACUGUUUUAAUCGAAGUAACUAAUGUAAUUUAGAAAUGAAAACGCAUGUAACAUAUAUGAAUAGUUAUAUAAAUCAAAGCGAUGAACGUAUUCUAGUUUUCCCCGUGUGUGUUCAUAUUUUUAAAACGAAUUCAAAUGAAAUUUAUUAUCAAAAGGAUACGAAAUAAAGCGAGCGAAAUGCAACUAAAAACGAAUAAUUGGAAAAUAAUGAAACUUUAAAAGUUACUGUGCCUUUAAGCCAAAUAAAUGGAUUUUUCAAUAUA
Hermetia illucens (black soldier fly) is the source of this 1526-nucleotide messenger RNA. RefSeq lists its product as uncharacterized. The record is from RefSeq and is a predicted model, not a curated record. Lineage: Eukaryota; Metazoa; Arthropoda; Insecta; Diptera; Stratiomyidae. Bases 215 to 793 code for a protein of 192 amino acids. The transcript has a single exon.